AUGCUCAUCCACAAAACUGAAGAUGUGAAUGCUCUGGAUUCUGAGAAACGAACACCUCUUCAUGUGGCCGCAUUUCUGGGAGAUGCAGAGAUCAUUGAACUUCUGAUUCUGUCAGGAGCUCGUGUAAAUGCCAAGGACAACAUGUGGCUGACCCCACUGCACCGGGCUGUUGCUUCCAGAAGUGAAGAAGCAGUACAAGUAUUGAUCAAGCACUCGGCUGAUGUCAAUGCGAGAGACAAGAACUGGCAGACCCCCCUCCACGUGGCAGCAGCCAAUAAGGCUGUCAAAUGCGCAGAAGUGAUCAUUCCCCUGCUGAGCAGCGUCAACGUCUCUGACCGAGGGGGGCGCACAGCCUUACACCAUGCAGCUCUGAAUGGCCAUGUGGAGAUGGUCAAUUUACUCUUGGCCAAAGGGGCUAACAUCAACGCAUUUGACAAGAAGGACCGGCGUGCUUUGCACUGGGCAGCGUAUAUGGGCCACCUGGACGUUGUGGCAUUGCUCAUUAACCAUGGCGCAGAAGUGACCUGUAAGGAUAAGAAGGGUUAUACCCCUCUGCACGCCGCAGCCUCCAAUGGACAAAUCAAUGUUGUCAAACAUCUCCUGAAUCUGGGGGUGGAGAUUGACGAGAUCAAUGUGUAUGGAAAUACGGCACUUCACAUCGCCUGCUACAACGGACAGGAUGCUGUGGUUAAUGAGCUUAUUGACUACGGUGCUAACGUGAACCAGCCCAACAACAACGGGUUCACCCCUUUGCAUUUCGCUGCUGCCUCCACUCAUGGUGCUUUGUGUCUUGAGUUGUUAGUGAACAACGGGGCAGAUGUUAACAUUCAGAGUAAAGAUGGCAAAAGUCCACUUCACAUGACAGCUGUUCAUGGAAGGUUCACACGGUCACAAACCCUCAUUCAAAAUGGAGGCGAAAUUGACUGUGUGGAUAAAGAUGGCAACACUCCUCUCCAUGUGGCUGCAAGAUAUGGUCAUGAGCUUUUGAUUAACACCUUAAUAACCAGCGGAGCUGACACAGCCAAGUGUGGAAUCCAUAGCAUGUUCCCCUUACAUUUAGCUGCCCUAAAUGCUCACUCUGACUGCUGCAGAAAGUUGUUAUCAUCGGGACAAAAGUAUAGCAUAGUAUCCUUGUUUAGUAAUGAGCACGUGCUGUCUGCAGGCUUUGAAAUAGACACCCCAGAUAAAUUUGGAAGAACGUGCCUUCAUGCUGCUGCUGCAGGAGGUAAUGUGGAAUGUAUUAAACUCUUGCAGAGCAGUGGAGCGGAUUUCCAUAAAAAGGACAAGUGUGGGAGGACCCCUUUGCACUAUGCAGCUGCGAAUUGUCAUUUCCACUGUAUUGAGACAUUAGUGGCCACGGGAGCCAACGUUAAUGAAACAGAUGACUGGGGACGGACAGCUUUGCACUAUGCUGCGGCAUCAGACAUGGAUAGAAAUAAGACUAUCCUAGGAAAUACCCAUGAAAAUUCCGAAGAACUUGACAGAGCCAGGGAGCUGAAAGAAAAGGAAGCGGCUCUAUGUCUAGAGUUUCUGCUUCAGAAUGAUGCAAAUCCAUCCAUCCGGGACAAGGAGGGUUACAACAGCAUACAUUAUGCUGCUGCCUAUGGCCACAGACAAUGUCUGGAAUUGCUUUUAGAAAGAACCAACAGUGGUUUUGAAGAAUCAGAUUCCGGUGCUACCAAGAGUCCACUCCACUUAGCUGCUUAUAAUGGGCAUCAUCAAGCCUUGGAAGUCCUUUUGCAGUCGCUGGUGGACCUGGACAUCAGGGAUGAGAAAGGCCGCACUCCUCUGGAUCUGGCUGCCUUUAAGGGACACACAGAAUGUGUGGAAGCACUGAUCAAUCAGGGCGCGUCCAUCUUUGUGAAAGACAAUGUAACCAAAAGAACCCCACUUCAUGCCUCAGUAAUUAAUGGUCACACACUGUGUUUGCGGCUGUUACUAGAAGUUGCAGACAACCCAGAAGUGGUUGACGUGAAAGAUGCCAAAGGACAAACCCCACUGAUGCUUGCUGUAGCAUAUGGACAUAUUGAUGCUGUUUCAUUGUUACUUGAAAAGGAAGCAAACGUAGAUGCUGUUGACAUCAUGGGAUGCACAGCUUUACACAGAGGGAUUAUGACAGGACACGAGGAAUGUGUGCAAAUGCUCCUGGAACAAGAAGUGUCAAUUCUCUGUAAAGAUUCCAGAGGGAGGACGCCCUUGCACUAUGCAGCUGCCCGGGGCCAUGCCACGUGGCUGAGUGAGCUGCUCCAGAUAGCUCUUUCCGAGGAGGACUGUUGCUUCAAAGACAACCAAGGCUACACACCGCUGCACUGGGCUUGUUACAAUGGUAAUGAAAACUGUAUAGAGGUACUUUUGGAGCAAAAAUGUUUUCGCAAAUUUAUCGGUAAUCCCUUCACUCCACUGCACUGUGCAAUAAUAAAUGAUCAUGAGAAUUGUGCAUCAUUGCUACUUGGGGCCAUAGAUUCCAGUAUUGUCAGUUGUAGAGAUGACAAAGGCAGGACACCCCUUCAUGCGGCAGCAUUUGCUGACCACGUGGAGUGCUUACAGCUGCUCCUGAGACACAACGCUCAAGUGAAUGCAGUAGACAAUUCAGGGAAGACAGCUCUGAUGAUGGCUGCUGAGAACGGGCAGGCAGGCGCUGUGGAUAUUUUGGUGAACAGUGCCCAGGCUGAUCUGACUAUAAAGGACAAAGACUUGAAUACACCCUUACAUUUGGCUAGUAGUAAAGGUCAUGAAAAAUGUGCCUUGUUAAUACUUGACAAGAUACAAGAUGAGAGCCUUAUUAAUGCAAAAAAUAAUUCACUGCAGACACCCCUCCACGUUGCUGCACGCAAUGGCUUGAAGGUGGUAGUUGAGGAGUUGCUGGCCAAAGGAGCCUGUGUACUUGCUGUAGAUGAAAAUGCUUCUAGGUCAAAUGGACCCCGUUCCGCAACUGGAACAGCUGUACAAAAAGAAGAAUGAGACUCUUUAAAAAUUAUGCACAUACACAUGCCCAUGUAUAUGGUGUGUAUAUAGAUGUAUGUAGUUCAUCAGCCAGCUAAACAUGAGGACCAAAAGGCUUCAGUCUAAAAUGGAAGAUUUAAUUUUUUUCCUUCAAACUGCAAGUGAGAACUGAAGUAGCUUUUCUAUAGAGUUAAAAUGUAAUCUUUUUGCGUAACAGUUUUUGUUGUAUUUUAUAUUGCUAUGACACAGAUUUCUAGUUGACACCUUAACAUUUGUAACCGAUGAUGUGUUGACCAUUGUUUAUUUUUUUGCCAAACUAAAAAAAAAAAAUGUCUGGAUACCUUUGAUGUAAAUGUGUUUAUAUUUAUUUGAAAUGAAACAAAUGCCGAGGAAACGUCCAUUGUUUGUUUUCUGUUUAAUUGCUGUGUAUCUUAUUUGGAAUAAUAAAAAAAUGUAAAAACACACUCAACCCUGGGCUAGCUCUGGGGCCAAACCCAGCAUUUCAACUGCUAAGGUUUUCAGCUGACCCUCAGGUUCUUCCACGUUGGUCGAAGAGGGUUACAACGUCCAUCACUCAGGCCCAGUCUGUAGCCAGCUUAGAGCUUAGAGGACACUGCAUUGUGACUCCUCUUCUGCAAGAUGAAAUCUGAAGUGUGUAGUGGAUCAUAUACACAAAGGUGGCGCAAAGAGAGAUCCAGAAAUUUCCCUAAAUACACUGAAAAUCUCACAUGGUCCCAAUAACCUAAUGGGAAAUGAUGUCUGUGUGUGGGUACAUGUGCCAGCAAGAGAAAUAAAAAUCACCAGCUCAAGUGCUAUUGAAACUUGAAGAAGAGACAGGAAAGAAGUAUGUUGCAUUAGGACAGAGGUCUCUGACAUUUUAUGAUAGGUUCAAUUUUCACCCUCGAAAUUUCUAUUUUUUGGUUGUAUGUGAGAUAUUUUUUAAGCCAGUAUUCUAUCAUAUCUGGAUCAAAUACAGAUACUGUACUAUAUUUCUCAUCUAGCUAUAAAAGACUUUAAUCUUACUCUUUCAGUAUCCUGGAUUUAAACUCAUGUUGGGUUCUUCACAAAUGAGAACUUGUUCAAAGGACUUAGAUAACCGGUAUUGAAAUCUUUGAACACCACCAACAUUGUUUCUUGAAUUCUUGGUGUGUGUUCUCCACCUUCUUCUGCCUUUUUUGUUUGCUUAGAGAAGUUGAAUUUUUUAAAAAGUAGAUAAAUUGCCAGUGAGCAAUAAUGACCUUAUCUUUACCAAAACACUGAAAACAAGGAGGCUCCAAUGUUGAAGAAGCACAAUAUACUGCGGUGUCUUUUUCUAGAAGUGAAUGGAAAUCUUGCUCAGUUGGCAUUUAAAGAAAGAAAUGAAAUGCCUGCUUUAAUGGUAAAGCAGCAUUAACAUUUUUCCUGUAGAGUAGCAGAGAGUACAGGAUCAUUUCAACAAAGCAGUAACAACCGUGAGACACAGUCUCCCUGGAACUGCCAUUUGACUUUUCCCCAUUCUCUUACUGAUAGAAGGGAGACAAAGGAAAAAAAUGAAAUCAUGCUCCCGAUGAACUGUUCGUUGAAUCAGUCAAUCUCUCUCCCCGACCCCUUUCUCUCUUUGUGUGUCUCCCUCCCACCAGACCAAUUUUUUUCUUUAAGAAAUAACUGUAAUUUCUCUGUUUUGACUACAUCUCUUAGAAAUAAAAUUAUGUUUGCAACAUAGCUUUCUAAGGAAAAAUAACAGAAAACAUUGGGUUUUUAAUUGAGUCUUAGUUGCUUAGUGCUUUUGCCUACAUGUGUUAUUUUUAGACUGUAGUUUAACCACAGUCACAGGGAUCAUGUUUCACUGCACUUACCUGUUCACCAGUGUCUGCCUAUUUUGGGUAAAUACAUUACUGUCUCCAAAUUGCCUAAAAUCUGCUAUGAUUCUACAGUAAAUAGCUCAGGGGAUUUCUAUUUAUCACUACUAAAAGGGCACCACUGUAUGUUUUGGUACUUUAGGCAGUAAACAGCUGCUUGAUUUAGUAUUUUAUUAUUAAAGUAGAACAAGAACAUCAAAUGGAUUUGCUGCACUAGUUAUUCUUUGUACUGUUGAGCAACUUGGUGUGCUUAUCUGUUGUGUUGGUUGAAGAACUCUUCCCUUUUUUGUCUUGUAAUAUGAAGUUAGAGUGCCUUUUUAUAUUUGUAUAUUCUGAAAACGUUCUGUGAAAUGUUUCAUAUUUUUUUCAUUGGAGUGUUAUCAGAGCAAUAUGAUACCAGUGAAUUUUCAUUUCAACCUUUCUUUGAAUGUAUAAAGUGUCUUUUUUCCUAUUUCCCCUUUUACUUGCUUUGAAAUGAAAAUGAAAUUGCUAAAGUUUUCUAUAGGAAUUAUGAUUGAUUUUGCAGUGCUAAAAUGCUUUCUUCUUACAAAACUGUUAAACCAUAGGUCAGUAUUAUAGAGGAAAAGCGUUUUAAGAUAGUGACAAUCUGAGUGUGUGUAUAAAAUGUAAUUCUAUGCGUUUCUUAUGCAGUGAUCUAAAAAUUCAAUGCAAAUAUCUUUUGUUUGGUAGUUUUGUCUACAUAUUUUGUGCUUUAGCAUGUGCAAUAGAUCUUUGCAAAGCACGAUGAUUCAAACCUGGUGCCAGUGUUAUAUUUGCAUAACAUAUUUGUAACAGCAUAAAAUAUUGUUUGAUGAUUUCAGUGAGAUUUUGUCUGUAAUGUUUUCCUAUGUAAAUUGGAGUUGAAUGACUCUGGUAAAUGUCAUGACUGUAAAAAUGAGGAAAAUGACUUUUAGUUCAGUGAAUGACUUUGAACCAAUCUGAAUCUUCUCAAGCACAGUUUAAUACUUUUGCAACUACUGAAUGCUCUAAUAAUGUAUUGAAGUACUUAACUGUAAUAUACUAUGGAAAUGCAUUCAGAUGGUUAUUUUUACAAAUAAAAACGGUACAAACAUUGUUGCAA
Molecule: messenger RNA, 5862 nt
Organism: Galeopterus variegatus (Sunda flying lemur)
Lineage: Eukaryota; Metazoa; Chordata; Mammalia; Dermoptera; Cynocephalidae
Gene: ANKRD44
Product: ankyrin repeat domain 44
Exons: 27
Coding region: 1-2961 (986 amino acids)
Cellular component (GO): cytoplasm
Molecular function (GO): protein binding
Source: RefSeq, a predicted model, not a curated record